This is a messenger RNA of Hyposmocoma kahamanoa, 1969 nucleotides long. RefSeq names its product peroxidase-like. Gene Ontology annotation, biological process: response to oxidative stress. Lineage: Eukaryota; Metazoa; Arthropoda; Insecta; Lepidoptera; Cosmopterigidae. The record is from RefSeq and is a predicted model, not a curated record. Gene Ontology annotation, molecular function: heme binding; peroxidase activity. Bases 1 to 1575 code for a protein of 524 amino acids. The transcript has 9 exons.
AUGGAUAUUGCAAGGAUUUUCCACAAAUGUCUAUUAGAAUAUACCUUAGCUGAUAAAAUUCAGGGUAUCACAGUCGACAACGCAACUGCAAAUACCAAAUUCAUGUAUGAACUUGGAAAACUACUGCCACAUUUUGAUUCGGAUAAUCAACAUUUUCGAUGCAUUGCUCACAUCUUGAACCUGGGCGUACAAGAUUUAUUGAAUAACUUAGCGUUAAAUAUUGAAACUGAUAGUCAAGAACAAGAACAGCAAUGUGAAGACGAAGAAGAGAAAGUUGAAGAAUAUGUACCAAAUAUUUCUGACUCAAAUCCAAGGCACAAAUCUCAGACUUUCGAUAUGACACUAUGGGGACAACAACUAAAAUCUGAAAGCCUGCGUAAAUUUGAAGAACUUUACAAGGAAUAUAAAAACCUACACGCAGUGCCUGGAUCUCCAGGAUUACCAAGACAUGACAAUGAAGUAUGUGAAUAUGAUGAAGACGAAGACGUAAUCGAUUUUAAUAAAUUGUAUGCAUGCCCCUCUACAUCAUCUGGAUCUGGUAUUCAACGCUUCAAUAACAAUGAGUUCGAGGAUUAUCUAGAUAAACCAAGGGCCGCAAACUUGCAAGACUUGCGAGACUCUUGCAGCAAGACCGAGACCAAGAUCAAGACUGAGUGUGCAAUACCAAGACCAAUACCAGGUUUACCGACGCAAGACCAAGACCAUGACUGGGGGUGGGAUAACAUGAUAGAGAACAACUUAAUUUACCCUGAGGCUGACGGGUAUAUCGAUGACUAUGACCCCAACGUUGAGCCCACAGUCUUGAACGAACAUGCCACUGCAGCUUUUCGACAUUUCCACACCUUGAUCCGAGGAUAUUUGCAGUUGAUUUCAGAAACGCGUGACCUGGUGGGUGAAGUGCGUAUGAAUGAUUGGUUCAACAGACCUCGACUGUUAGAAAUGGGUCAAGCUUUCGAUGAUCUAGCCCGAGGCCUCACUGUACAGGAGCAGGACUUCAGUGACCAAUUCUGGGACAGUGAAAUGACUCAGUUCCUCUUCAAGCGUAACAGAACGUUUGGUGGAGAUUUGCGAGCUACGGACAUUCAGCGUGGUCGCGACCAUGGCCUUGGCUCAUAUGUGAAUACGCGGGCUGCUUAUGGCCUCUCUGUACCGCAAAGCUUCCAUGAAAUGAGUGACUACAUAUCCAAAGAGAACAUACAAGUCUUGCAAUCAUUGUACGAGUCACUUCAGGAUGUGGAAUUAGUAGUUGCCGGGUCGCUGGAACAUAACGUUCCAGGUGCUCUAGCUGGCCCUACAUACCUUAGCAUCCUCACUGAACAGUUCUACAGAACCAGAGUUGGAGACAGAUACUUCUUUGAAAACGGAGCUGAUCCUGACAUCGCCUUCACUCCUAGUCAACUGGCGGAAAUCCGCAAAUCAUCGAUGGCGCGAUUACUUUGUGACAACGUUAACUCAAUUAAUCUUAUGCAGCCUAGAGCCUUCGAACAACUAAGCCCUGAGAACGAACUUGUGCCGUGUGAUGAAUUACCUGCUGUAGAUCUCUCUUUCUGGCGUGACACUGAAUAUUGCAAAUAAGUUAUUCUAAUAUACAACCUAUGAAUAAAAUAAAAAGCGAGUUCAAUUUGUAAUGUUGAGAAACCGCGUUAUUUUCAAGUUAGUUUUCUCUACCAAAUUUCGGAGGCAAUUUUUUUUAUUGAAAUAUUGUGGUAUACCAUCAUGAAGUAUUAUUUAAUAUUCGAGUGGUAGUAUCUUGAAUUAUUAUUUAAUAUUUCACUAUAAUAUAUUCGAAUACUUACGUAGUGAAUUGCCUGUUAGUGUAGUAAUUAGGAACGCUUUUUGUAUUAAGUAUUUCUAAAAACUAUUUUCCCAAGUUAUAAAAAUUUGUCGUUACUUUGUGAUGUCUUUUUAAUUGAGAUAAAGGAAAAAUAAUUGAGUAAAAAAAUAAUGUUUUAUUUAUCUUGUACUGAAA